This is a messenger RNA of Actinia tenebrosa (Australian red waratah sea anemone), 1762 nucleotides long. RefSeq names its product ribosome biogenesis protein NOP53. NCBI's taxonomy places the organism in Eukaryota, Metazoa, Cnidaria, Anthozoa, Actiniaria, Actiniidae. Gene Ontology annotation, cellular component: nucleolus. The record is from RefSeq and is a predicted model, not a curated record. Gene Ontology annotation, molecular function: 5S rRNA binding. Gene Ontology annotation, biological process: ribosomal large subunit assembly; rRNA processing.
AAAAUGGCGUCCGAAGUAAACGUUUUGAAGAAGAAGAAAUACAGUAAAAAAUCUAAACGCAACUGGCGAAAACAAACAGAUAUCAAGGAUGUAGAAGAGUUUCUAGAGGAAGUUAGACGAGAUGAACGAACUGGGGGUCCAGCAGCGGAUAAAGCUGAUGGAAGCCUUUUCUUUGUGGAUACAAUAAAACUCAAAACGCCAGAUGAAGAUAAGUCAGUAACCAAGAGAUCUAGAAAGAGAAAGCUUCUCAAGCAAGAUGAACUUCUUCUUCCCGAUACUAGAAUAAAACCAGUUGGUAGCAAAAAACCCAAAGUCAACAAAAAGAAAACUAAAAAAGGAAAAGAUUUUGACAGCGAAUCAUCAGACGAAGAGAUACCAGCAGACAAGAAUAGAAAUCAAGUGAAGUCAAAAGAAAAGAAAGAACAGAAAGAAAGUAGGGGCUAUUUCGACCUGUGGUCUACAGAAGACAAGCUUCAAGGUGACGAACAUUACUUGAAGAUCACAAGGAAAACAAAAAUAAAGGCUCCCAAAACAGUCAAAAGAAAAGUGACAGAAUUGCCUGCUGUAGAAGUAGCUGCACCAGGAGCAUCGUAUAACCCAACAUUUGAAGAACACCAGGAACUUCUGCAAAAAGCACAUGAAGUUGAAGUAAAAAAGAAUAAGAGAAUAGAAAAACUCAACAGACAGCUCCAAUGGCUCAGUAAGGAGGAAGCCUCUGAUUUGCCAACCUGGGAAGAAGAGAUGGGUCAAGGUCUGUUUGAUGAGAUAAAGAAUGACGAUGAUAAAGCACAUGAUGAUGAUGAUGAUAAUGAUGAUGAUGGUGUCAUAACAAUUAAAUCAGCUCAAAGAAAAACAAGACAACAAAGAAGAAAAGAAAAGGAAGAAAUGAAACAGCAAUUGGAACAAGAAGCUGAAAAGAAGUUAAAACUCAAAGAGAAUGAGGUUUUCAGAAUUAAAUCACUGAAAAAGGAAAUUGAAGCGAAGGAAAAGGAAAUCAAGCAAAAGUUACAAAAGAAAGAAGAACUAAAGGAGGGAGAGCUAAAGAAACCCAAACGACUUGGACGUCAUGGAUUCGAAGAAGCAGCCGUAGAAAUCCAGCUAAGUGACGAAAUCACAGGCAACCUGCGGUCCAUAAAACCAGAGGGAAAUCUAUUUGCAGACAGAUUCAAAAGCCUACAGAAAAGAAAUUUGAUUGAGCCCCGUAAACCAGUUCUACCUCAUCGUAAGUAUGCUAAGAAGGAAUACGUGAAGAAAUCCUACGAUAAGCCGUGUGUCAAGGAAAUCGCUGCAGAAGGAAAGUGACCCCCUACGACAAGAUCACGACGAGACUCAAGGUGCAUAGGAAUGUAGAGUAUUUAUAAUUUUUUUACAAAGUUUAUUAUUUCAUUUUCCCAUCCUAUUAUUUCGGUACCGGGUAGUGAAAGAAAAUGAAAUCAAGUUCUGCCACAAGCCAAAGCACAUUGCAAUUCCAAAUAAUUAUUCAACAAGAGCAAAAACAUCCCAUGCAAAGCCCGGGGAAACUUUUAUUUGUAUUAUAGGGCAAAUGGUGUAUUGGCAGGAAAAAACCGCCAAAUAAGACUGCGUUGUGAUUGGAUGAAUCGCACGUGAGAAUUUGAAAAACCAUUUCAGUGCUACUGCAUAGUUAAUCUUGCAACUCGAGACCACGCAUUCUGGGGUCCAGUUCUGUUCUAAAAUGCAGUGGUGAAAACAGAACGAAAGUGACGAUUUGCUAAUUGAUGUAUAAAACUUGUUUUUAAACAUA